This is a messenger RNA of Paramecium octaurelia, 224 nucleotides long. Lineage: Eukaryota; Ciliophora; Oligohymenophorea; Peniculida; Parameciidae. The record is from the annotation of a GenBank genome assembly.
AUGCCUCCAAGCCUACUUUUGAAUGACAGCGUGCUAAUUUUCUCAAAUUUCCCUUUGAAAAUUAGAAUCGCAUUAUUUACAACGAUAAUUCGACCAUUCAAUCUCUAGGAAGGAUUUGCCACAACCCAAACCGAAAUUAGUAUAAACGGAGAGAGAUAGAACAUAGAGUAUUGUUUUAUCUCUCUCAGUUUAGGGGGGGGGAGACCAACCCCAAACCCAUUUGA